AAUAGCAUACACCAUUGUAGAUUGUGUGGAAUCAAAGUCAAAGAGCGAAAUAUUUUCCAACGCCAUUUGUUGAUCCAUGGCAAAGAUGAAUCUAACUGGUGUCGUAUUUGCAGUAAACCUUUUUCAAGAUCCUCAAUAGCUGAUAUUUUCAUCAAAGAGCAUAUUUUGAUAACACAUUUGAAAUAUAAACCAUAUAAAUGCCAACAUUGUGACUUCUCUGCCUUUUCUCAGAAGUCAUUCUCUGUUCAUUCUCGGACUGGCCAUGUUGGGACCUUCACCUUCAUGGAAGAAAGGAAUAUUGGAAGUUUAAAUGCUUCCAAAGCUGUGCUGAAUGUUGUAAAACCCACCAAACCCCUACCCCCAUUUAAAUGUGUGUUUUGUGACCUUGAAGAAAUUAAAGAAGAAUUCAUGAGAUAUCAUCUUUACAUUCAUUUGGACUACAAACCAUUUAAAUGUGAUCAGUGUACUCAGGCUUUUUCAGAUCCUUUUCAACAAAAGCAACAUAUAAAUGGUGACCACACUCUAAAAGCCAAAGUAUUAGACUCCUCCUCAUCUUCAGACAUAUCAACAGCAUCUAAAAAUACAAAUUGCAUGAGUUCCAGCUUACAAUAUCGAUGCUUGCGGUGUAACACCAUAUGUUACUCAGAAUAUGAUUAUCGUCAGCAUUUAGCAACUCAUAAAACUUUUAAGUGUCUUGUGCCAGAUUUAGCAAGAAAUCCACAACUGAAAUGUGAAAUCUGUUCCUAUCGUUCUCAAGAUACAGUUAAAUUCACCAAACACAUGAUA
Molecule: messenger RNA, 786 nt
Organism: Lottia gigantea (owl limpet)
Lineage: Eukaryota; Metazoa; Mollusca; Gastropoda; Lottiidae
Exons: 4
Biological process (GO): regulation of transcription by RNA polymerase II
Cellular component (GO): nucleus
Molecular function (GO): RNA polymerase II transcription regulatory region sequence-specific DNA binding; DNA-binding transcription factor activity, RNA polymerase II-specific
Source: RefSeq, a predicted model, not a curated record